Molecule: messenger RNA, 6859 nt
Organism: Podarcis muralis (Common wall lizard)
Lineage: Eukaryota; Metazoa; Chordata; Lepidosauria; Squamata; Lacertidae
Gene: ZDHHC15
Product: zDHHC palmitoyltransferase 15
Molecular function (GO): palmitoyltransferase activity
Source: RefSeq, a predicted model, not a curated record
AGCCUCGCUAAAUGGACCGCCGAUGUGCCUCCGCCGCCUCGCCAGGCCGGGCCGGGCGGGGAGAAGAUGGCACUGUCCAGGGGCCUGCGGUGCUGCCAGCGGGUCUUCGGCUGGGUUCCCGUCGCCAUCAUCACCCUGGUGGUGCUCUGGUCCUACUACGCCUACGUCUUCGAGCUCUGCUUGGUGACUGUGACCAGUUCCAUAGAAAAAGUGGCCUACCUCACCAUAUUCCAUGUGAUCUUCCUGUUCUUCAUAUGGACGUAUUGGAAGUCUAUAUUUACUCUUCCACAGCAACCGGACAAAAAGUUCCACAUGUCUUAUGCUGACAAGGAGCGCUAUGAGAAUGAAGAGAGACCAGAGGGACAGAGGCAGAUCCUUGCUGAAAUGGCACGGAAAUUGCCUGUGUACACGAGAGCAGGGAAUGGAGCUAUUCGAUUCUGUGAUAGAUGCCAGCUCAUCAAACCUGACCGCUGCCAUCACUGUUCGGUUUGUGCCAUGUGUGUAUUAAAAAUGGAUCAUCAUUGCCCAUGGGUAAACAACUGCAUUGGAUUUUCUAACUACAAAUUCUUCCUGCUAUUUUUAGCAUAUUCUCUUUUGUACUGCUUGUACAUAGCUGCAACAGUCUUCAAGUAUUUCAUCAAGUAUUGGACAGAGGAGCUGACCAAUGGGCGUGCCAAGUUCCAUAUCCUUUUCCUCCUUUUUGUGGCAAUCAUGUUUUUUGUUAGCCUCCUCUUCCUCUUUGGCUACCAUUGCUGGCUCGUCAGCCAAAACAGGUCUACGUUGGAGGCCUUUUCAGCUCCUGUGUUUCCUACUGGCCCUGAUAAAAACGGAUUUAAUCUUGGCAUUAAAAAAAAUCUUCAACAAGUGUUUGGAGAGAAAAAAAGACUUUGGUUCCUCCCUGUGAUAUCCAGUCAAGGCGAUGGACAUUUUUUUCCAACAAGAACUCUGAGUGAAGCAAGGAAUCCACUGCUAGCAAGUGAAGAGCAAUGGGAGGAAGAUGGGUUGGACGAUGAUAACCUCGAUUACAACCAAGGUUCUUCAAUUUCUGUGGAAAUGGAGACGUAAUAUUUUUGAAAGGCUGUUGGUACAAAAAUCACACUCCCAGUGAAUUUCAGCUUCCUUCUAUGAUGGACAUUUAUGGGGAACAAAAAGAAAGGAAGCACUUGGAUUACCUGCAGAAGGGCCAUCGUCUGAUGCCAAUCCUGGCUGUCUGAAAUGGUUCUUCAGGAUACUGGUGUGGUGAUGGCUCCAAGGGUUCCUACUGAUUAUUGACUCUUGAGCAAGGGCAGCUUUGGUGGAUUAAGGCCAUUCAAGACCUUUUACUUUUUUAUUUCUUACCCAGAAUAAGUGAGAACUCUUUGUGCAAAUGCUUUUCCAAAUGCCUUAAUGGCAGUUAUCUAUGACCCUGGAUUUCACAAUGUUUUUCAUUUUGCCAACUUACAAGAAUGGCUCUGUAACAAGGAGUAGAUGGCUGGUCAACUGGACUACUUGUACAAGUGCUUUCAAGCAGGAAUCAUGGUUGCCAAAUCAGGUCUUAUUGUUAGAAACCCUGGCAAGUAUGCACUGCACGUUUAAGGCUGUACGUCUCCUUUCCCUGCCCACAAUACCUCCUCUUACUUUUUGAAAUCCUUUUCUUUGAUUCUGUUAAGAAUGUUGGCCCUUUUGGUCUAAGAAACACACCCUUUUUGGUGUGGUGUAAAAAAAAAAAAAGCCUUCAAGCACAAUCCCUGUUGCAGAUGUUAAAGGGAUGUUUUCUUUUCUAAAAUAUUGGGCAGGAUCCUGACACGGCAGAUGUUGCAGAUGUUAAAGGGAUGUUUUCUUUUCUAAAAUAUUGGGCAGGAUCCUGACACGGAACACCUCCCUUUGACCUGUGGCCCAGUACUCCUUGAAGUGGUCAUCCUGUGCCUGAACUGCACCACUUUGGACUGUGGGGGGGGACCAACUCUGGUUCCCUCCAGAUCUUUUGGACCAUGACUCCCAUCAGUCACACCUAGCAUUGGCCAAUGAGUGUUGUGGUCCAAAACAUCUGGAGGAUUCCAGGUUGGUGAAGGCUUCUAAGUCUCUCUCCACAUAGAAAAGUGCCAUGCUGGGGAUCAGUUGUCUAGACUUCUUUAUGUUAGAGGGAAACAUUUUGCACAGAGAACCCUUCAAUCAUGUGAAGCUCCAGCAGGCACCACUCAGGCACAAACCAAUAUUGCUUAUUUUUCAAUACUUAGUAGAAAGAAGGGGAGUGGGGAAUGAUUAUUUUUCAGUGAGCAAAUAGGACUGAGACUCUUCGUUGAAAAAAUAAAACCAAUAUAUUUUUUUUUCAUAACGUUUGACAGAUGUGCUAUUAGGUGUGCUGGAUUGAGCUGACUGUCUUCCUUUUCUAAUUAUAUCUGAUAUAAGAACCAUUUUUAGUCUGAAGGUCCAGCCAACACAAGACAUUUUCCUGAGACUUUGUUGCUGCAUAAGUGAUGAAAAUACAAGCAUUGUUUGGGCGGGGGGACUGUGUGGUUGAUGCAGGACAUCCAAAGGAUAUCAUGGUAUACACUUUGGAGUCUCAAGCAUGUGUACCACAGAGGAGUUUGCACAGCUGUCUCCCUCAAGAGCAAGGCAUUCUUUUUUACACAUCCUUGCUAAGAAGCUGGGAAAAGAAAUACUUCACCAUUUCUUAAGUGUUGUCUCAGUAUUUCUUCCAUUGUUCUUCCUUUUUCAAUGGUCAUGUUUACGGGAUCUCACAUUCCCCACUGCUCCAGAAGGUUAAUGUGCAAUUCCUCAACCUCGCCCCAAAAAGUGAAGACCAACACAGAAGAUGACGUAUACCUCAAUCCCACUGAAAUAAUUUAAGCUUGUGUGUUUAAACCUUAAUUGAUUUCAACAGCUGUGCUUUUCACACAGCUCAUAGUUAACCUACGCAAUUCACCACCGUAAGGCGUAGCAACUGUAAUUUAGACAAAUGCAUGGACAAUAAGGCAAGCAGUAGCUACUGGUCAUGAUGGCAGUGUGCCACUUCCAGUAUCAACGUCAUCAUGCCUCUGAAUGCCAGGUGCUGGGAAUCACAAGCGGGACAAGUACAGUUGUGCUUCUGUCCUGCUUGUAGGUUUUGCAUAGGUACCUGAUUGGCCAUUGGGACAACAGGAUGCUAGACUCAAUAGGCCCUUUGGUCUGAUCCAGCAGGGCUUUCUUAUGGGCUCCCUUGGGGAUGAAGGGCAGGGUAUAAAUACACAUAAAUAAUAUCCUUGUGUGUGGUUGGGGAUAGAUUGAAUCACAACCCACAUCCUGCAUUGUAAAUUCACUGCCAAAAGCCAGGUCUGAAUAGGGAUAGGUGAGGAUGUCACUUCCAGCUGGCCAAAAGCCUGGGCCCAUCUUUCUCUUUUGUGUUCACAGCUAUAGAAUGCUUUGGUUUCUUGCCAGGGCUGGCAAUACAGGGCCAGGGCGCUAAUGCUGCACUUACUACCUUCCCUUGGCAGACACUAUCAUACUGUUGUUCUAAUUGUCAUUUCUAUUACUGUGCCAGAUCCCUGGGGGCUGUUCAGCUGUUCAGCUUGUAAUAGCACAAAUGGAAUAAAUGUAAAUUAUACUGCUAAACAUUUUUUUUGGAGGGGGGGAAGCUGUGCUUAAUUUCAUAAUUUGCCUAAAUAAAACUUCCCAUUAUGAAGUAACCAAAAAUAACCUAAGUUUAUCUCUGAAAACACCUUAGCAACCUGUUUUUAUUGCAAUCAGGCUUCUUAAAUGAACAAUUUUUAUUCUAAACAAUCAUCAGUUUAGAAGGGCUCUGGUCCAGAGAACUUUAUAGAGGAAAAAUAUCUGCUAAUGCACAAUCCAGAAAUGCCUGGUGCCCACCAAACAUUUUAGACUAUAACCCCCAUCUACUCCUUUCAGGCACAGCAGUUAUCAUCCAAAACAUCUGGAAGACACCAAGUUGGGAAAGGCUGCAGCAUAAAUUUUGUGCACUCAUAAACAACAGGGAUCUGAUACCCAAUUUACUAACAAUGCAAUAUCUGUGUAAUACUGCCAACAUUAUGCCUAUAGAUAUAAACCUAAGUACAGUAUAGAAAACUAUUUAAAAAUGUUUAUGUAGCUUGUGCCCCUUGUCUUCUUAACCUUUUUUCCAAGGAUCUGCGUUGAAGAGCAUCUAUACAUGCUGAGUAAACAAAGAAACUUGCAAAAUAUUCCAUCAGUUUUUAUCACCUGUUCUAAGGAGCAGGUCAUUGAUGAUUCUCUGGAUGGCAGAUGACAGGAUGUUCUGCAUGCCAAAACACCCUCCUGGUAUAUUCAAAUAUGAACAUAUUAUUGCAUACUGUUGCUGCUUUAAGCAGGGGAGUUGUGGGCCGGGGGCUCAAGCCCCAGGCCUGUGUGGUAGGCCUCUCGAUUGCUAGCGCUUUUUAAACUUAAUUUUAUUUUUACUUUUCUUACAAGGCAGCUGAGCACACUGCAAAGUACACUGCUGGUGCCCCUUGAGUUCUUUUAGUAACUAGCAUCACUCCUGACUUUCAAGCAUUCAUCCAUUUCUUGCAUUUCAUUCAGGUUUUCCUACAUUUUCACUGCAAAUGGAGACCGAUGUUAGCCCUAAGGACUAAGCAAAUGUCCUGAAAAGGAGGGGGGGCAGUAUUUCCUUUCUUGCUGUAGUUCUGUGCUUUUGAACAAAGCAGGAAACACAAGAAUGUUGUGCAGGGUGCAGAGGCAAAUCCAUUCCAUUGUUGCUCCUUGAAGAAGGCUGACAUUGUGGGUUGUCCCUAGAGUGAUGCUGUUUCUUUGUUGGGCUUGACACAGGGGACUUGUGGCUUACAGCUAUCCUGUAUAAAUACUUCCAGUCUCUAAGGGAGUAAACAUAUGCUUUUGGAUAUUUUAUGCAUAGCUGCAAAAAAAUGCAAAAUGUCUCAAUGGCUGCUUGAAUAAUUUGAUAUCCAAUUAAAUGAUGUGCUGUGCUAAUAAUAAUGUCUAGAUACAUGAUCAACUAUCAGAUAGCUUCUGUAGUUGCAGUCACUCAGGAUUCAAGUCAUUUAAACUACCCUAAAGCAUUAAGUAUUUUCAUGGAAAUCUUAAGCACUCCUUAUGUUUUCACUAAUUUAAACAAAACAGAAUAAUCCAACCCUUCUUUUACCACCACCCCUUAAUGUAUUAAUUCAUUAUUAGUAUUAGACCAAAAUUCUUUUUGGCCUCUGUGUACUGCAAAAAGUUGAGCUAGCAUUAUGUUGGAGAUGCAAGAUCUGUUCUUUGCCCUGUGUACAAAUAUAUAUAUAUAUAUAUAUAUCCGAGUGCAGUGUGGACGCAAUGAGUAGGCUGUGUAUGUGCUAUUGUUCCAUAUCAUAACAUUCCAGUUUGAAGAACCUUCUGUAUGACUGCUUGAACCAUGAAGGAUAUGAGAUGCAGUGUGGACACAGCCCAGAAUUAUUCUGGGCGUGAAACUGCAAUCAUGAAAGGGGAAGAUUGAAUAGGUGUCCACUCAACUAUCUUCCAUAAAAAAUGUUACACAUACUUAACAUUCCAGGUGUUUCUCUGGUUAGCAAGCUUAAGGCAUCACACUGGUGUCUACAAAAGUGGGAUAGUAAAUACUAUUUAAAGAAUAUGGACUUUGCAAAACUUGGGACUUUUUGCAAGAACUGCUAUGCUACAGUGGUUUAUUUUGUAAAUUAGGGCACUACUGAGUCCUUGCUGUUAAAUAUUUAUGGAGCAAAGAACAGUAACUUUGGGAGAGAACACGGGCUGAUCAAUAGUGUACUGCCUGAUGAUGUAACAGAUAUUUAUUGCCCAGAAUCAUAGGGCAUUGUCAGAUGUGGCAUAAUCUGAAAGCACAAUUUUGGUGCACAUUACAAUACCAGGAACACUAAUUUUUUGUAUAGAAUACAGUCUUUUGAAAUUACUUGCAUUGAUUUUAUUUAGGUACAGUACCUUGUUGGGGAAGACAGUUUUGGGAGAAAAUGCUGAUGUGGGAAUGGUGUACUUCAUCAGCAAAAUGGUUGUGCUUACCAAUAACAAAGUUUUACUUACAUAAGAGCAUACUGUCAAUCACUAUGCUUCCCUUAAGUGACUUGUUAAUUUUUUAGGAUACACUCUGCAUUUAAUUUUAUGGAUUUCUAAAACACUAGAUUCUAGUUUAAUCCAAAGAAUUGAAGUGGGUGACAACAGGCUUCAUAUUAAGGGGAUGGAAAGUAGCAGGGUCCUACAUGCCCAUUUAAUACUAUUCAUUUAUCCAGAAAAAAACAAACAGAAGACCUGCAAUGAGUAUUCUUCCAACCAAGAGAGAUCCUCAGCAGUUUGCAUGUACAUGUACCUGAUGUUAAUCAACUGGAGAGCUCAGUAUACCUGCAAAAUAUCUUGCUGUGCCUGCCACAGUUCAAAUAACCAAGGCAUUUGUGCUACCAUGUUUUGUACUGUUUUACCUUUGAAGUGGCAGCUUACUGCUUGGUCCUUUUCCUGACCAGGUGUCUUGCCUUUUUCACAGAAUUUUUUUGGUACCACUUUUCUGAUAACCACUGAAUCAAGCUUCAUUCUAACUAUCUGUAUUGGUCAUAUUGCAAUUGCUUUUGUGUUCCAGUUUACUAUACUUCCAUAUGUGUAAUUAAGGCCUAAUUAUUUCAUUGAUUGUAUUUUCAAAAAGGUACCAUUUCACCAUCUUGUUUUACAGUAGGGAGCAUAAGAAAUGGACUUCUGUUAGGUUUCACAGAACUGUUUCCCCUCCAAACCUCCAUGUAAUCAUCUUUGUACAAAUUCCAAAUUCAGCUUUUUGAUUAUUGCAGGUUUUAUUUUGUUGACCCUUUUGAAUGUUUUGACUUCAUUAUCUCAGGUUUGUUCAUUAAAAAAUGUGUAUGUUCAUGCUUGUUGCAGCCUUAAGCAUGGAAAUGUUUUACAAUAAAAAAAUAUUUUAUAGAAUGAA